ACAGUUUGAUCUGUGAACACUUUGAUCUGGGAAAGGCCUUGCGGUUUCCGUCAUGUUGCGUUCGCUCCCCGCCGCGGUCACCGUCCUGAUUUACGCCGCUGGAUCGCUGCUUCUGAACGUCAGAGGAGCUUCGACGGUGGAGAUCGUGACCUUUGUGGGCCAAACGGUCAUCCUUCCCUGCAAAGUCCAGGACAAAAACGUCCUGGAUUUAGAUUGGAUCAAGAAAGACGGAACCAAGCACGGCGCCAUUGCCUUCGCGUACGCGAAUGGCUGUGAGAAGCCCGAUAAGCACGACAACUUCACCCACCGCUCCCAGCUGUUCCUGAAGGAGCUGGAGGGCGGGAACAUGUCGCUGCGGCUCUCCGACGUGCGGCGGUCCGAUGCAGGGACCUACACGUGCACGAGGAGGGACGACUCCGCGGUGAUCACCUGCACGGUGGAGCUCUCUGUGGGUGCAGCUUCUGAGCCCACACUGGCGAUGGUUCCAGGGGAGGACGUCACCCUGCAGUGUGAAGCCAGCUGCUGGUCCCCGAAGCCCGACGUCACAUUUCUUGACGCUGAAGGAAACGUCAUCAGCGCCGAAGAGCCGAAGUACUCUCAAGACCCCCAAAGCGACUGUUACAGCGUCACGAGGAGAGCGACCGUGCAGGCGGGAAACAACUUCACAUGCAGAGUGAACCAAUCUGAGAUUGGCCAGACCAGGAAGACGGAGAUUCACAUUCCAGAAUGUGAUUCGAUAUUUGCUGUCAUUGGAGAUCCGUUUGAGAUCCCCGCAUUUAAAGAACGCGAGUUAAAAAGAUGCGAGCUGAUGCGUCUGCGGGGACAUGGCAGCGUCCAUCUGGUUGCUCCGUGGGACGACCGGUGGACACCGGGACCUGACUACCGAGACCGGAUGACUGCAAACGGGACCGUCAUCUUUAACGGUGCAAACCUCAACGACGAAGGACUCUACGAGCUCAUCUGCGCCACAGACACCCACCGUUUCCACCUGCACGUUUUUGUAAGCACCACGUACACGGUGACUGAGGGAGACUCGGUCCCCUUCGAGUGCUACGCAAAGACGGAGGGGGAACUCGGGCACUUCACGGUGCAACGAGACCGAGAGCCGGUGUUCGGGCUGGACUACCGGUCCGGGAACCAGAGCCCGGGGGCCGGGUUCCAGGGCAGAGUGUCCGUCCCCCCUCAGUGGAGAACCACGGGGAACCUGACGAUGACGCUGAAGGGGGCGACGACUGGAGAUGAAGGUGUUUACUGGUUCUACGUCCAACAUGAAGACAAAUCGGGACUGAAGGUGAAACUCUUUGCCGUGAGGCUGAAAGUCAACAAGCGCGUCCCGGAUCCGACCCCCAGCGGCCCCGUCGUCCCAGAGAACCAGAUCAGGACUCCUGAAGCCGUCUACAUCGCUAUUGCAUUUCUGGGGGGGGUGGUGUUGGGUGUGGUGGGUUGUAAGGCACACUCCUCUCUGCUCAGAUACUUGAAGACGCGCCGCUCCAGAGCCCGCCCAGAUGUUGCUUCACAUCCAGAUGCAGGAGCACAGCUACUGAACGGGAACUCGGCUGGUCAGAUCCCAGAAGAGUCCAAAGUCUGAGCCCACAACAAAUGUUCUCCUGCUGGGAUUUCCACAUGUCUGUUACUUCCAAGUGUAGAACAUGAUUACAGUAUUAGUCAUUACAGCAGUGUUGGGGUGAGACCUAGUGGUGGGAAGUAGUGUAGCACUGUAGUUUGUGUGAUGUUAAAGUGAAUGCAGUAUAGUCAAUAACAAUUUCUAGACUUGUAAAUACUGUACACAUUGACAUCCUGUCAUGAUGUAAUGUUUAAACCUGGGGACGGAAGCUAAUUGCCGUCCUUUAUGAAUUUUCUCCACAAAGAGGGAUUUUUGUUGGGAGUUUUUUCUCCUGUCAGGUAUUAGAUGAGCAACUGGAUGCAAAGUACUGCACCAGAUAAACUGUGUUCAAUCAUGAAGAACUGAUCUUAUAUGUUGUGAUGCAAUUGAAGUGUACUAGUUAUAAGAUGAAGACAAACGCAAAAUUGAUCACAUUUCACUUUGUAAAUGAUCACUUUGUUAAGUUAUUAAAUACUUUUUAAAUUCGAGCCAGGUGAUUAUUCUUAUUUUUAAAAAUCCAUCAAUAUUACAAUGAGAUGAGUUUGAGGCAGAAAUGUAUUUUUUACAUGUUAUAAUAUCUGAUGACAUUUUCUAUUAAGAAAUAAAGAGUUCUGUGGCAUUUCUGAGAAAUC
Messenger RNA from Pungitius pungitius (ninespine stickleback), 2235 nucleotides. RefSeq lists its product as uncharacterized. The record is from RefSeq and is a predicted model, not a curated record. The coding region runs from base 53 to 1588 and encodes 511 amino acids. The transcript is spliced from 6 exons. Gene Ontology annotation, biological process: T cell receptor signaling pathway; regulation of cytokine production. Lineage: Eukaryota; Metazoa; Chordata; Actinopteri; Perciformes; Gasterosteidae. Gene Ontology annotation, cellular component: external side of plasma membrane. Gene Ontology annotation, molecular function: signaling receptor binding.